This is a messenger RNA of Xyrauchen texanus (razorback sucker), 2356 nucleotides long. Its product is annotated as multidrug and toxin extrusion protein 1-like. The coding region runs from base 1 to 1926 and encodes 641 amino acids. The transcript is spliced from 17 exons. Gene Ontology annotation, cellular component: membrane. Gene Ontology annotation, biological process: xenobiotic detoxification by transmembrane export across the plasma membrane. NCBI's taxonomy places the organism in Eukaryota, Metazoa, Chordata, Actinopteri, Cypriniformes, Catostomidae. Gene Ontology annotation, molecular function: xenobiotic transmembrane transporter activity; antiporter activity. The record is from RefSeq and is a predicted model, not a curated record.
AUGGAAAAAUCUGGGAUGCCCGAGGCUUCCAGGCCCCUGGCAAGCAAUGAGCAGAUCACCGAGGCAACAGUGCCUAGUUCUAAACUGUUCCACUGCAGCUGGGUUCCUUUGGCCUACAGAGAGGAGCUCUACUACGUCCUGCGCCUGACUGGGCCUCUGCUCAUCUCCAGGAUCCUUUACUUCCUUCUGCCUUUUGUCAUCACAAUAUUCUGUGGUCACCUGGGAAAUGCUGAAUUGGCUGGAUACGCCCUGGCCUCUGCGACUAUUAAUGUGACUACAACAGCCACAGGAUGCGGCCUGGCUCUUGCCUGUGACACACUUGUCUCUCAGACAUUUGGCAGUAAGAACCUGAAGCGAGUGGGGGAGAUUCUUCAGAGAAGUAUACUGAUCUUGUUACUAUUUUGCCUGCCAUGCUGGGCCAUACUCAUCAAUGCAGAGUCAAUACUCCUCGCUUUGAAGCAGGAACCCGAGGUAGCCAGGAUUGCACAUCUGUAUGUUAUGGCUUUCCUGCCUGCUGUUCCUGCCAUGUUUCUGCACCAUCUUCAGGUGUCUUAUCUGCAAAACCAGGUCAUCAUCCUGCCUCAGAUGUACACGGCAGUUGCUGCCAACAUUUUAAAUGUAGCCACAAACUACAUCCUCCUGCAUGGGAUGAAGCUGGGAGUGAUGGGCUCUGCUGUAGCCAACAGUAUCUCACAAAUCACCAUCUGCCUCAUGCUGUUUGCCUACAUUCGCUGGAAAAAACUGCACGUGAAGACAUGGGAUGGCUGGUCUACUGCAUCACUGCAGGAGUGGGGCUCCUACAUGAAACUGGCGAUUCCCAGCACGCUCAUGCUGUGUUUUGAAUGGUGGAUCUAUGAUAUCGGAGGUUUCCUUGCAGGCAUGCUGGGAGAGGUGGACCUUGCUGCCCAACAUGUGUUGCUGGAGAUGGGCACAAUUACUUACAUGUUUCCGUUGGGUGUGCAUGCAGCCGCAUGUGUGCGUGUGGGCAAUGCGCUGGGGGCAGGAGACACAAACAGAGCCUUGAUGACCAGCAAAAUGACUCUUAUGAUAUCAGGAGUUUUGGCUGUUUUACAGGGAAUUGUACUGGUUUCCACUAAGUCUGUGGUGGGCUACAUCUUCACCUCUGAUGAGAGCAUAGUGGAGAUUGUCUCUGAAACUCUCACCCUCUACGUCUUCCUGCAGUUUUUUGAUGCUCUUGUGUGUGUAUGUUCAGGGAUCCUUCUGGGUGCUGGAAAGCAGAAGAUAGCAGCCUUGUCCAACUUGAUCUGUUACUACUGCAUUGGGCUACCUGUGGGAAUAUCACUGAUGUUUCUGGCUGAGCUCAGGAUAUUUGGUCUGUGGCUUGGACUCUUGAUAUGUGUCAUUAUUCAGACCUGUUUAUUCACCACUCUCAUUUUCAAGCUUGAUUGGAAGAAAGUGACAGAGGAGGCCCAGAAGCGUGCAGGCAAAAAUGCAAAGGUGGUGUGUGUGCUUCCGAAGACAUUAAUCAGACAGUCAGUACUUGAUACUUUGGUUUCUGAAGGACAGGAGAACACAGAACAAACACCUGAUUUUGUAGCUUCUGCAAGUAUUCCUGAACCUUGGGAUGACAUCACUGGCAAAAAAGCCCAGCUAACAAGUAAUGGUUCUGAUGCUGCCAGUUAUGUUCGAGUGAGUACCCAAGAGCAGUGUAAUGCUGAAAGUGGGGGACUAGCAGUGGCGAGUGAAACUGGAGAAGCUCAACCUAAAGUAUUGCUCUCUAUGAGCCAGCUUGUGUUAAGAAGGGGGCUCACACUGUUGUCUGGCAUCCUGAUCCUGAUAGCUGGAGUUACUGUUCACAUAGCCUGUCCUCUUCCAGACCCAUUCAUUCCAUCUCAGAGCAACCUGACAAUGGAAUGGAGGAACUUCUCCAUCCCUGACACCUUUCUGAAUUCUACAGCAAGCUAGGAACGCUCCAGCUUAAUGGAAUAGCUCUCCAAUAAAGUAAAAAUUAUGAAAUUAUUUACUCACCCUUAUGUCAUCCCAAACUGGUAUGACUACCUUUCUGGUAUGACUUGCCUUUUCCAUAAAAGUAUCAUAAAAUUGGUCCAUAUGACCCAUGCACUCUUUUUUAAGCCAUAUGCAUAGCUUUGUGUGAGGAACAGACUGAAAUGUGUCAUUAUUCCCUGAAAAUCUGCACUAGCUUGAAUUGGCAGGGUCAUAUGAGAAGUAGCAAUGUCAGAUUUGUGAAUUAAUUUUUAUUUUGCCUCGUCUGUGAAUUGGUUGAUCCAGUUCGCUCUUUUAAUGUCAGUGAAUAACAACUUAAAUUUAGGUCUGUUCUUCACACAAAGCUCUCAUAAGUCAUACGAUUUGGAAUGACAUGGGAGUGAAUAGAUGA